AUGGCAAUAAAAUCUGUAAAUGAUAAUUAUAAUCAAAAAAGGCCUACAAUUAAUUUUGAACCCGUAAAGGCUGAAAGUGAACAAAUUGUGAAGAAAGAAGAAAAUAAAAAUAAUAAAAACCAACAAAUAUACCUCACAACUACCCAACAAACAAUUACUAAUGAUUUUAGUUUGCAAGAAGAAUUAAAUGAAAUAAUUAGUAGUGUUGAAAGAAGUGGAGAAAUAAAUAAUUUAAAACGCCCUUUUGACAACAAUAAUAAUCGACAACAUUUUUCUUCAUUAUACGAAGAAGAAGAAAUUCAGCCAGUAGAAAUACCUUUCGAACCUUUACCUCCUCCAAUAUCAGAAAUUCCUAUUUGGAAAAGACCCCCACCAGGGGAAAAUUUAAAUAAUUUACCCCCUCCCCCUCCUCCUCCACCACUUUCAAUUAAAUUUUCAUUACAAGCAAAUGUUAAACCAUCAUCUAAUAUUGAAAGGGGUAAAUUAAUAAUAAUUUUUAUUUACAAAAAUAUUUUUGUAGAAAAUAAUGAAGAAAAUAAUUUGUUGAGAAGAAAAAGAAGAGAGGCCCCAAUUCUCGUCACAGCUUUAAUUGAUAUUGGCCGUGGUAAUUGGCAAAGAUUUACUCGGCAUUUUGAUCAAUAUUUAAAUUAUUUAACAAAUAUUCUGUUUAGAAUGCAGAAUAAUAUAAUUAUUUAUUGUGACAAUUCUGUUUAUGAAUAUUUAAAAAUAAUUCAAAUAUCCUUGUCUGAAUUACCUUUUUACAAAUAUCGAAAAGAAAUUGAAGAAAUAAUGAAUUGGGAACAGAAAAAUUGGAGGGAAGAAUGGGAUGAACAAAUGAAAACACAUCCAGAGACUUUAUACCCCGAUUAUGAUAUUCUCGUUAAUUCUAAACCUUAUUUUCUUUAUAAUGCUACACAAAUAUCUCAAUUUCCUAAACCUUUUGAAGAAGAACAAUUAUUUGUUUGGUUAGAUGCUGGGUAUGGGCAUGGAUCUCAAUCAGCAAUACCUUUAGGAAUAUGGAAACCUACUCAAAUUAAUUCUGAACAAAUUACUCUUAUUCAACUUCCUACUCAUGGAGAACGUGUAGAACGUUACACAAUUGAAAGGGUUUAUCGAAAGCAUCGUUCAGUAAUUAGUGGGGGCUUUUUGGCUGGGGGAGAAAAAGUAAUUAGGCGUUUCUGGACAUUUUUUAUGAAAACUUUUUUGGAAUUACUCGAUCAACAUUUUGUUGAUGAUGAUCAAACAACUUUGUUAAUAACAAUUCAACGCUAUAAUUCUACUUUUAAAUUGCUCAAAGGCAAUUGGUUUGAUGCUUUUAAAUUAUUGCCUUCUACUAAUUGA
Molecule: messenger RNA, 1341 nt
Organism: Meloidogyne enterolobii
Lineage: Eukaryota; Metazoa; Nematoda; Chromadorea; Rhabditida; Meloidogynidae
Source: the annotation of a GenBank genome assembly